Messenger RNA from Cynoglossus semilaevis (tongue sole), 7276 nucleotides. It is a transcript of the gene grin2bb, whose product is annotated as glutamate receptor, ionotropic, N-methyl D-aspartate 2B, genome duplicate b. The transcript has 14 exons. Gene Ontology annotation, molecular function: signaling receptor activity; ligand-gated monoatomic ion channel activity. Gene Ontology annotation, biological process: monoatomic ion transport. NCBI's taxonomy places the organism in Eukaryota, Metazoa, Chordata, Actinopteri, Pleuronectiformes, Cynoglossidae. Gene Ontology annotation, cellular component: membrane. Bases 1425 to 6668 code for a protein of 1747 amino acids. The record is from RefSeq and is a predicted model, not a curated record.
ACUAACGUGAACCACACUUUAUUCUCUGACUGAUUUACAAUUUUACAGUAUUAAUCUGGAUUAUUUGUCGUUAUCCGUGCCUGUAGUGUUGCUGAAUUUGAACUCGUGGUGCACGGGCGACGUGCAUGUGCUCACACACAGUGGGAGAACCGGGGUUUUUACAUCUGGCCAUGACUAAUUGUGUUUCUCUCUGGUUGUCGCCUCCCUGUGGUUACAUCGUUUACUCUGCCUUUCCUUCUCUCCCACUUUCCUUUUUCUCUCUGCCUCCUCUGUCAUUUUAACACUAUACCAGUGCGAUACGUCACUCUGGGGCUCCUUGUAUGGGCAACACAGAGGCAAUAAAUAACUGCAAUAAUGAGUAAAAAAUAGAUCUGUGCUUCAACCAAAGGAGCAGCAAAGGCAGUGGAUUGAAGGCAGUGACUGGUUUCCUGGUUUGGAGGGAUGAAAAACAGUGAAAGGAAUGGGAGGGGGAGAGAGAGAGAGAGAGAGAGAGACUAAGUUGAGCCCAUUCUUGGUGUCUAAUGGUCACUUAGCCUGGCAGCCAGUCCAUAAAGCUGUGAGACUGUCAAUCUGUCAAAAUGCAGCCAGCUCCUUCCUCACUCCAUCAACACUCACACUCACACACACUCACACACACACACACACACAGGGCUCUGUCUUUGAUGUUUGCUGCAGGGCUCCUCCAAAGAAGUCACAGCACAGUAUAAUGGAUGUGGCGUUGUCACACGGCGUUCACAGAUCUCCUUUGAUCAGUGUGUGGUUAAGGACCAGAUACUUAUGUCACCAGGCCUAGUUAGUGAUUCAUGUAUUCUCUGUAAUCCUCCUGGCAAAUAAUGCUCAUAAAAACCCACAGAAGACUCCGAUCUUUUUGUCUUUUCUCAUUGCAGUUUUGUAAACGGUCAAUGCUUCUGUGCGAGGUAUAUUUUCCAUUUAGUUCUGUGUCUUUACAGAGUGUAAACACAGACCUGUAUUUUUAUUUUUUUAUUUCCCGUCUUAGCGCUUUUCAAAUCGUGACAUACACUGGUGUUGUCAAAUGGUAAGUGGCUCUGAUUGUUUCACCUAGCAUUGAUCAGUGAGUAGUACUAGAGUAGUGAGAGUUUACAUUUGAAUAUGAAGCCCUGGGAACACAUCCACAUUCAGCUGUGUCUCUAGGCAAGAUACUAAACUCCAGGACGCCCCAGGUUCAUUCACCUCCACAAGUUCAGUGAGAAAGAAUCAGGUAAAAAAAAAAAAAAUUGCCUCCUGUUCAAACCUGGUAGUGAUUUAUACUUAGAAAAAAUGUCAUUAGCAAAAAAGGAAGGCAGGGGAAAACCAUAGGCCCAGAAGUUCAACACCAUUAAACACUUCUAAAGUUUACCUUUUAUUUCUUGUUUUCCCUUCCCACCUCUGUCUCAUUUCAGGGCCGGCACAUACACCCUUUCACGAUGCUUGUCAGCCUCCACCCUUCUCCCUCCCAUCUUCAGGACAAGCACUUUGUCUCUCCUCCUUCCUCCCCGCACCACCCUCAAGCUUCUCCUCUUCCUCUGCGCCAACCACUUCUGCGGCCUCAGCUGACACCGACCUUCCUGUCCUUGUCCUUUUCUCUGCUUCUGAUGUCUGUCCUCCUGCUGCCGGUCUGCGAGUCACGCAGAGGUGGAGGUCCAGGUCCAGGGCCUGGGGGUGCUCCAGGGGGACAAGGUGGCCAGCGUGGAGGAAACACCCAGAGAGGCGUCAUCAUCCCGCCUCAGUUCUCUCCUGGAUCCCCAGCACUUCCACCCAUAAGCCCCAAACUGAUCAACUCUCUCAGUAUCGCCGUCAUCCUGGUGGGCAACUCUACUGAAGUGUCUCUGGGGGCAGGGCUGGAGAAGGAGGACUUCCUCCACAUCCCCUACCCUCCCAAAGUGGAGGUGGUCACCAUGAAUGAAACUGACCCCAAGAGCAUCAUCAAUAGAAUCUGUGGACAAAUGUCACGGAAUUCCUUGCAAGGGGUUGUGUUUGGUGACGACACCGACCAAGAGGCCAUCGCUCAGAUCCUGGACUUCAUCUCAGCUCAGACACACAUCCCCAUCCUGGGCAUCAGGGGAGGAUCAGCCAUGGUCAUGGCUGCCAAGGAUGACAACUCCAUGUUUUUCCAGUUCGGACCAUCCAUCGAGCAGCAGGCCUCUGUCAUGCUGAACAUCAUGGAGGAGUAUGACUGGUACAUAUUCUCCAUCGUCACCACCUACUACCCCGGCUACCAGGACUUUGUCAACAAGAUUCGCAGCACCAUUGAGAACAGCUUCGUGGGAUGGGAACUCGAGGAGGUCCUCCUGCUGGACAUGUCUGUGGAUGACGGCGACUCCAAAAUCCAGAACCAGAUGAAGAAACUGCAGAGUCCCGUCAUCCUGCUCUACUGCACCAAGGAGGAGGCCAGCACCAUCUUUGAAGUGGCCCACUCUGUGGGCCUCACUGGCUACGGCUUCACCUGGAUUGUGCCCUCCCUGGUGGCUGGAGAUGCAGACCACGUCCCCGCUGUCUUCCCCACAGGGAUUAUUUCAGUGUCGUACGAUGAAUGGGACUACAACAUCGAGGCCAGGGUGCGCGACGCAGUGGCUGUUAUAGCCACAGCUACCUCUACAAUGAUACUGGACCGAGGGCCACACACGCUGAUGAAGUCCAGCUGCCUCGGCACGCCGGACAAGAAGGGCUCCAACACCGGCCACUCCAAGGAAAUCCUCAAGUACCUCAUGAAUGUUACAUUUGAAGGCCGGAAUCUGUCGUUCAGUGAAGAAGGUCAUCAGAUGUUCCCCAAGCUGGUCAUCAUUCUUCUGGACAAGGACAGACAGUGGGACAGGGUUGGCAAAUGGGAACGCGGCUCUUUGACGAUGAGGUACCACGUGUGGCCUCGGUUUGAGUUGUACUCCGCAGCGGAGGAGAGAAAAGACCACCUGUCUAUCGUGACUCUAGAAGAAGCUCCAUUUGUCAUUGUGGAGGACGUUGACCCGCUGAGUGGGACCUGCAUGAGAAACACUGUGCCGUGUCGGAAACAGCUUAAACUCAGUAACCACACAGGAGAUUCAGGGAUUUACAUCAAACGCUGCUGCAAAGGUUUCUGUAUCGACAUCCUGAAGAAAAUCGCCAAGAUGGUGAAGUUCACCUACGACCUCUACCUGGUCACCAACGGCAAACACGGCAAGAAGGUCAACGGCACCUGGAACGGCAUGGUGGGAGAGGUGGUGUUGAAGAAUGCUCACAUGGCCGUGGGUUCACUCACCAUCAACGAAGAGAGGUCAGAGGUCAUUGACUUCUCUGUGCCCUUCAUUGAGACAGGAAUCAGCGUCAUGGUCUCUCGUAGCAACGGCACCGUCUCCCCGUCAGCCUUCCUCGAGCCUUUUAGCGCUGAUGUCUGGGUGAUGAUGUUUGUGAUGUUGCUGAUUGUGUCAGCUGUGGCCGUGUUCGUGUUUGAGUACUUCAGCCCGGUGGGUUACAAUCGCUGUCUGGCAGACGGUCGAGAGCCUGGAGGUCCCUCCUUUACCAUUGGUAAGGCGGUCUGGCUGCUCUGGGGUCUGGUCUUCAACAACUCUGUGCCUGUGCAGAAUCCAAAAGGCACCACCAGUAAGAUCAUGGUGUCCGUGUGGGCCUUCUUCGCUGUCAUCUUCCUGGCCUCCUACACUGCCAACCUAGCUGCCUUCAUGAUCCAGGAGGAGUACGUCGACCAGGUGUCGGGCCUGUCCGACAAAAAGUUCCAGAAGCCAAAUGAAUUUUCUCCGCCCUUCCGGUUUGGAACGGUGCCCAAUGGGAGCACGGAGCGCAACAUCCGCAACAACUACAGGGACAUGCAUUCCUACAUGACCAGUUUUCACCAGAAGAAUGUUGACGAAGCGCUGUACAGUCUGAAAACUGGGAAACUCGACGCCUUUAUCUACGACGCUGCUGUGCUCAACUACAUGGCGGGCAGAGAUGAGGGCUGUAAACUGGUCACCAUUGGGAGUGGAAAGGUGUUCGCCUCCACUGGUUACGGCAUCGCCAUCCAGAAGGAUUCGGGCUGGAAGCGAGCUGUGGAUCUGGCCAUACUCAUGCUUUUUGGAGACGGUGAGAUGGAGGAGCUGGAGGCCCUGUGGCUGACGGGCAUCUGCCACAAUGAGAAGAAUGAGGUUAUGAGCAGCCAGCUGGAUGUGGACAACAUGGCAGGAGUUUUCUACAUGCUGGGAGCCGCCAUGAUUCUGUCGCUCAUCACCUUCAUCUGUGAACAUUUGUUCUACUGGCAGCUGCGCUUCUGCUUCAUGGGCGUGUGCUCGGGAACCCCUGGGUUCACCUUCUCCAUCAGCAGAGGCAUCUACAGCUGCAUCCAUGGGGUACAGAUUGAGGAAAACAAAACGCCCACAGAUUCACCCUCUGCCACCAUGAAGAAGAACAUGAACAACACUCAUUCCAACAUCCUGCGUUUGCUCCGCACUGCGAAGGACAUGACUGCUGUCCCAGGAAUAAAUGGCUCUCCUCACCCCGCCCUGGAAUAUAGUCACAGCGGCCGUGAGUCGGCUAUCUAUGACAUCCAGGAGCACCGCCGCAGCCUGGUGGCUCACCCUUCAGACUGUAAAUCGGCACCGCCUUACCUGCCGGAGGACAACAUGUUCACUGACUACAUCGGCGAUGUGGAGAGGACUUUUGGCAACUUGCCCCUGAAGGAUAACAACUUGUACCAGGACCAUUAUCGGCACCACCACCCGCCCUCAGCUCUGGGUAUGUCUGGGCCCCCACCUAAUAGGCCGCGUAGCUUAGGGAGCGCUAGCUCGCUGGAGGCCGGCAUAUUUGAUUGUGACAGUUUGGGGGGAGGUGUCACACCCAUUUUUACCACCCAGCCACGCCCCUCCAUGACUCACAGGAAUACAAAUAAGUUUGACCUGAUCGCUGGUCACAGCCCUGCGGAGUCCAACCAGGGUGGGUUCAAGGGAAGCAAUGUUUACGGCAGGUUUUCUUUCAAAGGAGGUGCAUCCAGCACUGGGCUGAUCGGGGGUCAUGACAGGUGCUGUGGGGGGGGUGGGGGAGGCUCAGGGGGUGACGAUGGGAACAUCCGCUCUGAUGUAUCGGAUAUCUCCACCCACACUGUUACCUACGGCAACCUGGAAGGCAACGCCAAGCGGCGUAAGCAGUACAGGGACAGCCUGAAAAAGAGGCCAGCCUCGGCCAAGUGCAGACGGGAGCAGGACGAGAUAGAGCUGAGUGGCUUCAGGAGGAGACCCCACCACCACACCGUCCACCACCACUUCCCUCACGGUCCCAUGGCACACCGCACGGUCUCACCUCCCUUGGAGCGGAGGAGGGGAGGAGCAGUGGGUAAUUCUUCACCUUAUUUGUUCCGCAAAGAAAAAGAGAACCUGAGAGAUUUCUAUGCGGACCAGUUCCGCUCCAUGGAGGGCAAGGCCAAAUGGGAGCAGGAGGGUGGAAGUGGAGGAAGUGGUGUGGGCGGUGGUAGCGGUGGAGGUAUCUGUAAAAGCUUGGUGCCUGUUGAAGACUUCCUCAAAGGUAAAGGAAAAAAGCCAGAGAGUAAAGGUGGGAUGGGCUCAGUUGCAGCAGGCCUGCAGGGACACACCUGCUGGGACAAGGGAGGGUCCGGUCUAGGAGGAGGCGGAAUUGCGGGGGGUGACUGGGAGUGUCGUAACUGUCACAGCGUGUGCCACCACAGCGGUGGCGGUGGGAACACGUGCUCAGCUAGCGGAGUUGGGGGGAGCAGCAGUCGCCCGAGCUCUGCUACCUGCAAACGCUGCGACUCCUGUAAGAUUCAGCCGAGCAACCUUUACAACAUCAGUGAGGACAAUAAUCUGGUCUUCACAGGAGGGAAGGCUAGCGUGGGAACCAGCCAAACCCAAACACAGGCACAGCGCAGGAAGCUAGGGCCAGGCGGGAGGGUCUUACGAAGGCAGCACUCCUAUGAUACAUUUGUGGACCUGCAAAGGGAGGGCGCAAGCCGCAUGGCAGGGGUAGGUGGAGGUGCUGGGGGGCAGUUUCCCCAACCCCGGAGUGUGAGCUUGAAAGACAAAGACCGUUUCAUGGAGGGCCCCAGUCCUUACGCUCACUUGUUUGAGAGGUACGCAGCGGACAGGGAGUCCCCCAUGUUUGGAGGCGUAGGUGGCGACAGGGCAAAAGGAGGCUCCUCUUUCAGUUUGUUUCGUGGAGGUGAGGGUGGGUUGCAUCGGCGGUCAGUGGGGGAGAGAGACCUGAGGGACAGAGAUAGAGCGAUGAUGGGUGGUGGUGUUGGUAGCCGAGGGGCCGGGACUUACUCCUUGUCUAAAUCUCUCUACCCAGAUAAGGUGAACCAGAACCCCUUCAUCCCAACCUUCGGGGACGACCAGUGUCUAUUACACGGUGCCAAACCGUACUACAUCAAAAAGCCUCAGGCGCAGCCACAGCAGCAGCAGCAGCAGAUUCUCAACAACAGCCGAGGAGGAGGGGACUUCCGCGGCUCCAUGGGAGUAACUUCCUAUUUGCCUGCGUCCGCUACGGCUGGGGUGAUGUCAAAUGUGGCCCCCAGGUUCCCCAAAGAGCUGUGUUUAGGUGGGGUGGGAGGGCCCAUGGGGAACCACCAUGUGGCCAACAAGCUUCUGGCCGGAGGCAGAGACACAUUAGGUUUGGGGCAGAGCCAGAGACCCUUCAGCAGUGCCAGCAACGGACACGUUUAUGAGAAGCUCUCGAGCAUCGAGUCGGACGUCUGAGGGUGAACAUGGAGGAAGAGAAGAGGAAGUGGGUGAGGAAAAAAGAGGGGAAGAAUAGAGAAACAGCUCCGACUAAUGACCGCUCUGUGUGAAGAGAAUAUGGAAACACUCAUACGCCGCGUGUUCUCAUUACGGAGACACAGAAGGAAAUUGGACAGUGUGCAGAGGCCACUGCUGACAAAGCUGUCAUAAAGUCCAGGGGGACUCAAGUUUUUAAUGACAAGGAUGAUUCUGCUGGGGCUCAGACUCCCCGGAAAAAACAGAGAGGGAGGAACGAGGGAGGAGAAUCAUCUGAAACAAAAAACCUCCGGUCUUGUCACAGGUUCCGUGUUUUGCCCUCCUUCCCGCAGUUCCGUAACACCAAAACACAAGAUUUUUUUCACAAGAGAAAUACAAUCAUCUACGAGAAAUCAACGCUUCUGUCGAAGUAACAGGGUAACUUUAAAAACUGUAUUGAUAAUGUUCAUAAUAUUGGUGGAUAUUCUUAUGGUGUUUACUCAUGAUCGGUUUGCAUUGGUUUUUCAAUUUAUUUAAAUAGUUCAUGUGACAUAUUUGUACGAUGUCAAUUCUUUCUAAGCUUACCAAGAUUACAGGGGACUAGUCAGUGU